AUGCGGCAGCGCCACGCCGCCCGCCCCCACGGGGGCCCUCCUCACCCGUGGCGUCUCGCCAUCAUCGGCCGGGCGCCACCGCCGCCGCGGCCGGCGCCGCGCCUGCACGGCGGCCACGCGGCCGAAUCAGCUGCUGCUUGCGGUCAAGAGCCGUGGGAGGGCCUCCAAAGGGGAGGUGGCAGCGGCGGGCUGCGCCUGUUCGAAGCGGUUUCGGGCCGCAUGCUCAAGGCGCCCCCAGAACUUCUGGACGUGCCCGCCUCAAAUUUCUGGAUCAACCACUUCCUACUUGAGCCCUCGCCUCACCGCGCCGGCGGCCCGCUGGCGCGCCUGCUGGCCCGCCUGUCGCUGUUCGGUGGUGCUCGUGUGGCGCGCCCAGCGGCCGCCCCGCUGACGGCGGCCGCCGCGGCCGGCUUUGACGGCGUGUGCUUCGCCUUAGGCCCUGUCACGGGCAGCUGCCCAGAGGGCAGCUUUGCAGCACCUUAUACGGACGCGCGUGACGCGCAAAUUCACGCCAGCGGAGGCGGUGGCUGCAAGGUCUGGCUGUUCGAGCCGGCACGGGGGCUGCUGCACCGCUGCCGUCUCGAGGAGCCGCCGCCAAGUGACGCUGACGGCGACGCUGAGUCAGACCCGCUAGGUGGGGGCCCGCUCUGCGGCACCCCAGAUGGAAUCAUGCCGCACACGCCAGAUGCGAAAUGUGGCGCCACAGCCGAAGGCUGCGCCGGCGCUGGCGCGGCCGGGCCGUCAGUGCUGCUGGACCGCACCCUCACAGAGCAGCAGCUACUGUCAGCGCCAGGCGGCGACGACGUGGCGCGCUCGCUCGCGUUCGGCGCCGCGGGCGAAUGCUGCGCAGGAGGCGGCGGUGGCGGCGGCGGGGUGUGCCUUGUGAACAGAAGCACUGGCGAGGUGGUGGGGCCCCAGGGAUUGACGCUGCACCAGUUGAUCGGGGACCCCGCGGGCCGCGCCGCGCUCGAGGAAUGGCGGCGCGCGACGGCAGCGCGGGCGCGGCGCUGGGGGCCGUUGGCCAGAAGAUGGCGGUCGGGGUGA
Monoraphidium neglectum is the source of this 1044-nucleotide messenger RNA. RefSeq lists its product as hypothetical. The transcript has a single exon. Bases 1 to 1044 code for a protein of 347 amino acids. Lineage: Eukaryota; Viridiplantae; Chlorophyta; Chlorophyceae; Sphaeropleales; Selenastraceae. The record is from RefSeq and is a predicted model, not a curated record.